UAAACUCAAAAAAAGUGAUUGUAGAGAAAUUUGAUUAAUUAAAUAAUAAUUUCAAUUUCGAGCAAUGCUUUCGAUAUUUAUUUUUUGUAUAAUUAUCGUUAAUAUAGUUACAAGUAUUAUUUGCGCUCCUAUUAUAGUUCAUGACGAUUUUGAAAAUGGUAACGUUAAUGAAUCUCUCGAGGAGACUGGAGAUGAUUCGAAUGAAGAUAAUCUGGAGGCAAAAGUUCCAAAACAAAUUUUACACAAGAGUCAAUUUUUCCAGGAUCUUUUCUAUGAGCAUUUAGCACCAUUGUUAUUCCAAUUCGGUCACGCUUGUGAAAAUCCAACUGAAUAUGAGCAAAGAUUUGAGCAAAGAGACUUUGAAAAUAAUCGCCAUCAUGGAAAAGUAUUAUGGGGAAAUGCAAACGGAAACUACGGAGAACAUUAUUGGGAUUUGGCUUCUGGAAAAUGAUUCUUUGAAAAAAAUUAUAUAUUUUUUUUAGUUCUAUUAUAAAAUUAGUAAAUUAAUUAUUAUUUAUUAAAAAUAAAUCGUUUAUCAUUUUUUAA
This is a messenger RNA of Leptopilina heterotoma, 546 nucleotides long. RefSeq lists its product as uncharacterized. NCBI's taxonomy places the organism in Eukaryota, Metazoa, Arthropoda, Insecta, Hymenoptera, Figitidae. The record is from RefSeq and is a predicted model, not a curated record. The coding region runs from base 65 to 451 and encodes 128 amino acids. The transcript has 4 exons.